Ochotona princeps (American pika) is the source of this 732-nucleotide messenger RNA. RefSeq names its product fibronectin type III domain containing 9 (gene FNDC9). Gene Ontology annotation, molecular function: protein binding. Bases 55 to 732 code for a protein of 225 amino acids. The record is from RefSeq and is a predicted model, not a curated record. The transcript has a single exon. NCBI's taxonomy places the organism in Eukaryota, Metazoa, Chordata, Mammalia, Lagomorpha, Ochotonidae.
AUACAUCCACUCGGGGAGGUGACGCUUGGCUGUGAUUCUGGUUCCAGAAUCGGGAUGAACAUCGAGGUUGGGAACGUUUCCUAUACAGGAGCCAUCAUCUCCUGGUCGUCCUCGGAGCCCUGCCUGGAGGACUAUUACCAUGUUAUGUACAGGCCCAACUGGAACAGCAUCUUCUCUGGCUAUCUUCGCUACAGCUUCCAUCACGAGGAGAAGGUGCCUCGAACCAUCAGCUCGGUGGUACUGGAACACCUCGCGCCCUCCACGCUCUACUUCCUGUGCAUCACCUGUAAGAAGGCCGCCUUCCCUUACAGGCACUACUGCACCAUGUUCCACACCCUGGAUAAGAGUCCACUGGCCCCUGGUAGUACCCUGCUGGACCCUCAAAUCUCUCUCUGGGUGCUGAUGGCCAUUCUGCUUGCUUGCUUCACCGCCGUCUUGGCCUUCAUCUGCCUCCAGUUCUGGUGUAUCCGCUGCCAUGAGCCUCGAUGGUCUUACAGAGCUGGCCACAUGGAGGAAGCCAAUGGGUUGGUGAGAUGGCCGGAAGAAGCCCCAGCUCUGGGUCAGGGGGAGGAUGACCUUCAGGGACUUCCCCUGGUGGAGCUGCCCCGCAAGAACUCUGGUGCUGCAGCUGAGCCAGAAGCUGAUGCUCAUCAAGAUGGCCCUGAGGAGGCGGGAGCCUUCCCGGAGGAGGGUGCCAAUCGACCUGCAGUGCUGCCCCGCUGUGCGGAGUGA